Messenger RNA from Ipomoea nil (Japanese morning glory), 1292 nucleotides. RefSeq names its product cell number regulator 6-like. Bases 250 to 1059 code for a protein of 269 amino acids. Lineage: Eukaryota; Viridiplantae; Streptophyta; Magnoliopsida; Solanales; Convolvulaceae. The transcript is spliced from 4 exons. The record is from RefSeq and is a predicted model, not a curated record.
GCACAUUUUGUGAACCAAAAACCUUUUGUUAUGAAACGUGAUUAGUACAAAAUACUAGGGAGUAAUGUAUCCUUUUCCGUUUUCGUACAUAAAAUUGCGGAGAAAAGUUUACAGUUUACACAUCCCCGCGCCCUUCUCGAUUUUUUCCUUCAAUUUUGUCCCUGAUUCGCACAUAUAGCUACAUUGUAUGUAUAGGUAUAUACACUGACAUAUUAUCGUAAACGAUUCCAGAUCCAUCGAUGAUCAGAAAUGGCGGAGGGAACAUACGUGCAGCUAACCAAGGAACAAGAGGCCGUCGUCGAGAACAUCACCCCCGGCGAACUUAACCAGCCCAUUGAUAUUGACAGGUUUACUUGCCGGAGAUGCCCUGAAUGUGGGCAACCCUUGCCUAAAAGCCACCAGCCCCCUGCUGAUGAAGAUUGGACAACUGGGAUUUUCGGUUGUACUGAAGAUUUAGAAAGUUGCUUGACUGGACUAUUUUGUCCAUGUGUUCUGUUUGGGCGGAACGUCGAAAGCUUGAAUGAAGAAAUUUCCCAAACUGGGGCAUGUGUUGGCCAUGUCAUUUGCGUUGAAGGCGGCAUCACUCUUGCUGUUGUAACAGCAGCAAUGCAUGGCAUUGAUCCCGAUACGAUGUGCCUUAUAACUGAGGGUCUACUCUUUACUUGGUGGGUUUGUGGUAUCUACACUGGCAUGGCUAGGCAAGCAUUGCAGAGAAAAUACCAUUUGAAGGAUGCGCCAUGUGAUCCAUGCUUGGUGCAUUGCUGCUUUCACUGGUGUGCCGUGUGCCAGGAGUACAGAGAGAUGAGGAAUCAUCUGGAAGAAAACACCGCAUCAGUAACAAUUGUAGAACCCCCACCCAUUCAAGAGAUGAAUGUUAUUCUUCCCAGAAAAGAUGCCGAAUCCAUUCAAGAGAUGAAUGUUAUUCACGCCAGAAAAGAAGCCGAAUCCAUUCAAGAGAUGCAUGUUAUUCAUGCCAGAAAAGAAGCCGAAUCGUCAUCUUCUGGCAAAGAAAUUGUUCCAGUGAUUCAGGCUGUGGAGAUGAAGCCUUCAUCCUCCUAGGAUUAGAGACUUUCCUAGAUUAUUCACAUAGAACUUAUUCCAUUUUUAGUUUGUGGAGUUAAUUUUGUGUCUUUUCCUCAAGUUAAAAAGAUGGACAAGAAUGGUCCCUCAACAAUUGGAAAUUGGAUAGAACUAGUCAUUCUACUAUGGCUUUGUUAACACUUUUUUUUUUCAGUUCUGCCAAAUGUUUAGUGGCUUGUUUGAGCAUUUCUAUACAGUUUUCACUAGUUGGG